CUAUCCAUGAAGGAGGUCGGAGACGGGCUACACGAGCAGAUGAACUGCAUGAUGGGCGCACUGCAGGAGCUGAAACUCCUCCAGGUCCAGACAGCUUUGGAGCAGUUGGACAUCUCGGGGAGCCGAAACACUGGUUCUGGCAUCGAGCAGCACCAGUGCUGCCGAGGCAGCCGAGCGGUGCCAGGGACCCGGCAGGAUGAGCGGCUGCGGGGGGAGGCAUCAGUGGAGGAGCGCAGCUCCACAGCCCUCACACGUGCCAUGCCACGGCCAGGCCGUUUGUCCCAUCCCGCUGCGCUUCCAGCAGGCAGCCACCUUAGGGACACCCCCUCCUCCUUCAGGAACCUCUGCGUUGAGGAUGCUCAUCACCCAAAAGGACCUUCCUCCGCAUCGAGCGGGGCGGAGCACGUCCGCCCAAGGACAUUCGAGCCCAGCAGCCAGGGCACAGCAGGGGGGUGGCCAGCGUUCCGGGAAUGCCCAGGGUGUGACGAUGGCCAUGACUGGACGUCCUCCCUAAUGUCCCAGAGCAGGAACCGGCAGCCACUCAUCUUGGGGGAUAACAUCUUUGCAGACUUGGUUGGGAACUGGUUGGAUCUGCCGGAGCUGGAUAAGAAGGGGGAGAAGAGCGAGGCGUCCCUGUCCGUGAGCCGAUCCCAGGAGCUCUGCAGGAAGUUCUCCCUCACAGCCAACAUCUUCAAGAAGUUCCUGAGGAGUGUUCGGCCAGACCGUGACAGGCUCCUCAAGGAGAAACCUUGCUGGCUUCCACCAGAAGACAAACAGCCCGAAAUUUCUAAGAGACCCAAAAAGAUGAACAAGCUCAAGGGGACAUUUUACUUCCCACUUCAUGGGAACAUCCAGAACCAUCACAGCAAAGCAGAGAGGUGCCCGAAGGCAGAAGGCAACAGCGAGAAACCCAGAAUUGGCACCAAGAAAGUCCACGAUAGCCUAGACUACACCCAGUCUGGGUUUGACAUCAAUACGGCUGUUUGGGUCUGA
Messenger RNA from Eurypyga helias (sunbittern), 993 nucleotides. It is a transcript of the gene INKA2, whose product is annotated as family with sequence similarity 212, member B. The record is from RefSeq and is a predicted model, not a curated record. Gene Ontology annotation, molecular function: protein serine/threonine kinase inhibitor activity; protein kinase binding. The transcript has a single exon. Gene Ontology annotation, cellular component: nucleus. Lineage: Eukaryota; Metazoa; Chordata; Aves; Eurypygiformes; Eurypygidae. The annotation marks the transcript as partial.